AUGGAUUCCGCAGGAACCCUCCCCACGCACAAUGAGCCGGAAACGCGCGACAGCUCCGUCUGUUGUGGCUGUUUGUCCGCUGAGGCAUUUGAACAUUUUCGAAUACGGGAGCGACAGCUCCUUGAACUAACUGAGGAACUGGAACGAAGGAAAGAGCAAUCUUUGCAGGAGGCACAGGAACAAGUCAGAGAUCUGAGAUCUUUGGCCGUAAACGCGUCCGCGAAAGAGCUUUCGCUCAGGCCCAAGUCAGCAUUCGUGUACCAGAGAAACCAAUCCACUGACGAAGGGAAUUCAGGCGAGAGGAGCUCGUCGUCUCCUCUUGGUAAACCCGCAGAAGGACUGACGGGGUUGCGGGCUCAGAGCGCCUGUCCUCGCUCAUUUGCCUCGCUCAAACGAAAUGGACAGGACCACCCGCCUCCUGCUGAAGAGAUAACGGGCUCGCUAACAAAGAAAAUCCACCUGAGGGAAAGUGUACUGAGAGACCCUUACGCUUUGGGACAGCACAGGGCGACUGUUGAGGAGGAGUACAAGCGACUUGUUCAACUUGGUAGCAGUGCCAUCGGCAAUGGUUUGGGAGGCGACCAUCUCGAGAAUUUAAGUGCGACAGUUCGACUGCAAAAGGGCCGACUUCUUGCGCUUCAGCACGAACUCGAAUCCAGGGCUAAGGAAAUCCAGAAUUAUGAGCAAGAUCUGCAUUCGUCGCGGAAUCAAUCACGGUGCCUCACUGACGAAAACGAAAAACUCAAGCGAAAAAUCAACCAGCUCACCUCCCAAGGAGAACAACAAAAACUGGCUCAUGCUGAGCUAAACUCAAAAAUCGACACCCUCGAGAGGCUGCUGGCCGAUUUAAGAGCUGAAAACGACAGGUCUGUCUUCUCCGCAAACUCGCAACCCAUAUAUAUAUAUAUAUAUAUAUAUAUAUACAUAUAUAUAUAUAUAUAUAUAUACAUAUCGAGAUACGCAUACCUAUAA
This is a messenger RNA of Neospora caninum, 972 nucleotides long. Its product is annotated as putative golgi autoantigen, golgin subfamily A member 1. The coding region runs from base 1 to 972 and encodes 323 amino acids. NCBI's taxonomy places the organism in Eukaryota, Apicomplexa, Conoidasida, Eucoccidiorida, Sarcocystidae. The record is from RefSeq and is a predicted model, not a curated record. The transcript has a single exon.